AUGUUAAUUAUCUUCAUCGUGAGUAUCCAACAGGAAGAACCCGAUACUCGUGAUAGUAAGAUUAUUUACUCAAAUUCACUAGAUCUUAUUUUGGCUUUCUAUUUAGAAUAUACAGUAUGUGAUACAGUUUCGCAGUUCAGCAUGAAUAUAUUUAGAGCCUUUCUACUAUUUUGUUGUUCCCUGAAUUGUACGCGGGCCGAAAUCAAUGGAAACGUACUAGCAGACGAGUUAACGCGAGUUAUAGAGGACGUGGGUUACACUCAGAUGCAGAAGCAUUUAAAUCGCCUACAGUAUACAGAAUCUAUGGUAGACUAUCCAUCUGUCACAAGAAAGACUGCUGAUUCAAUACAGUACAAAUUUCAAGAAAUGGAACAAGCUCUUGGUAACUUAAAGACCACAAUUGAAGAGGAGUAUAAAUUAUUUUCGUCACAAAUGACGUCACGGGAUUGUUGUGACCAAGCUGAGUACUCAUACGACAGUCGAUUCCGUUCAAAAGUUGAUUUUGAAAAUAUUUGUGUGACUACAUCCUUGUUGUCAUCACGUCAGAAGAAAUAUCCAACAGAUAAAGUUCUUCAAGCAAUGAAAACAAACCAUAGAAACAACCCCAGCCUUCUGUGGCAGUAUGUUGGAUUAGAAAGCGGUGUUCUUAUUAAUUAUCCGGCUACAAAAUUGUCAGACUGUAAUGCAUACGAUCCGAGAUACAGACCUUUUUAUAAAACUGGAGCAUCCCCUGUUCCGAAGGAUGUAGUGGUACUUGUUGAUGCAUCCAAAUCCAUGACUGGUAAUUACCUGCAGAAGGCAAAGGACGCUGCCAAUACUGUAUUAGAAACGCUGAAUAGCAACGACAGGGUAGGCAUCGUGAUGUUUAACGACUAUGCUUAUGUUCCAACAUCCAGCGACCAAUCUUGCUAUGGAAACCGACUAGCAGCCGUCACCCGCAAAACCAAAUCAGUUUUAAAAUCUUUCAUAAACACCAAAACUGCUGAAAGGAAUACAAAUUAUGCCAAUGCGUUUACUAAAGCCUUUGAUUAUUUCAAAAACUCUUCUCCAAGCUCGGAUAGAGAUCAAAUCAUCUUGUUUUUAACUGAUGGUCAAAACGCUGGUCCAGAAGAUUCUUUAAAAGUGAUACAUGACAGAAAUAGCCAACUAGGGAAUAGAGUUGUUAUACACACCUUUGGAAUAGGAGAUGUAUCUACGUCCGCUGAAUCAUUACUGAGGAAAAUCUCUGAACAAAUCGGAAGUAACAGUACUUACGGAGAAAUCAAGAUUGGCCGGUAUCAGCCAGUCCCUGAUGUGACUUACCUACCCGAAGCUUUGGGCUCCUUCUACACAUAUACUAAUAAUCCAGUAGCUGUCAAACCUCUGUUUACCUUGCCUUAUACAGAUUAUUUCUCCAAUAAUGGUCUGAUCAUAUCAGCAUGUCUAACCCUGAUGUUCGGCAGUGAGUUUAUUGGUGUGGUAUGUACAGACAUCAAACUGAGUGAACUUGUCACCGACACCUCGUACCUACAGGAGGGGGAAAUGACUUACUCCUUUAUAAUGGACGGAUUUGAGCGCACUCUUGUGCAUCCUUUACUUCCUGACCCCCGAGACAACAGCGCGGAGGAGUACGAAGUCAACAAUAUUUACAACUUUGAAACAGCCAGCGAUGUUAGAACAGUCAUUGAGUCAAUGAAACUUGGCAAUGCAGGAAGUAAAGAGAUUAACACAACUUUUACACAAGUCCGAGGGAAUCUUCUUAUGGAAGGCGACAAACGAACAAUUAUCCACGCUGUGUACCAGUGGGAACCUAUAAUGGGGAGUAAUUUCUCACUUUGCAUUGUGUUUCCAAAUCAAUCUCUAAAGAGGAAUUUGAAUGAUUUACCAGCAAGCAGUACGGCUUUUAUGUACCAUAGAUGGGAUCUAACAAAUUGGCCAUCACCAGUUUGUCGUCAGUUUGCUCGCUAUGCUACAACAGAACAUUCAAGUGUUAAACUUACACCAGAAGCAUUCGUCGAUCCCGGCGAGUAUCUGGAUACGGAAGAAACUAAAAGUGAUGUUAGGAAAAUGGAAGACUUAGUCUCCGGGGUGAUAACCACAAACCCUGGAAUAAAGCGCUCGGCAAUAAACGGUGUUCUUGCGACAGAGGAAAUAGAAAAGAUCUGGAAAAACAACCAGAAGGAGGCUACGUUUAUCGUCUGGCGAUACCUUGCUACACAGGAAGGCGUCAUCAGAGUCUACCCUGGAGUGAGACUGCCAGAUGCCUAUGACUUCAAACUUCGACCGUGGUAUCGACGAACUCUAGCCAAUCGAAAUAUGAACGUUAUAUCAGCGCCUUACAACGAUUACUGGGGUGCAGGAAAAGUGAUUUCAAUCAGUCGUAAUCUUAACACAAAAAGUUCUAGGUCAUCCUCACAGAAUGAAGUGACAGAGGCUGUUUUAGUGAGCGACUUCUCCAUGUUCUAUUUCCAUCAGAUGGUCAAAAAGAAAUAUCCUCAAUGUAAUGACAAGAAAUAUAUCUGUAUGAUAAUAGACAAUAGUGGUUUCCUAGUCAUGCAUCCGUUUCUAAUUGAAUCUCAAGAGUUUUACUCCGAAGAUCGACAGAUCCAUAUAACAAACAUGGAAGGUCGUAUUGCUCGAUCCCUCAUGACAAGAAAUGUUAUGUUCAGACAGCCAUGUUUGUCCGUGGAGAAUGAGCGAGAACAAAUGACGUACAGGGUCAUUCUGACAUACUUACACAUAAAUGGGAUCGAUGCGAUGGCGACAGAGGGAUAUGAGAUCCGUCCAAUACGUGACACAAAUUUAUUUUUUAUUCUCAAAUCUAAAUCGAACGAUGAAGCUUACCAGUGUUGUUCUGAUGAGAAGUCGAAAAAGUCGCCAAAUGUCGUGCAAUGCACUUCCGAAGUUUGUGAUUGUCUAUGUUACAAGCAAGUAAACUUCAACGAUUGUGAAAAUGCAUAUACCAUUAUAGAUAAUCACUUACCAUGCAGCGCCAAACUCCCGGAACUGACGUCAGUUGAUUUUAAUGAAGACAGGAUGACAAAGAAUUUACCUUUGUGCUUUCCAUAUGACUGCAAUUGUCGAAAAAAUGAACUAGACUGUUAUAAUGUGUCUGGUUGCUCCUGGUGCACAGAGACUAUGACUGGAGAUAUAUUGGAGAAUGGAUUCUGUGCGCUACAGGAGACCUGUCCAGCUCAUGUCUGUCAGACAGACGAUUGCUCCCCAAAAUGUGGUGCAUCCAAAGAUUCACAAGAAAAAGAUGACUCCAUUGUUAUAAUUGUUGUUCCGAUUGUGUGUGUGUUAAUAGUUUUCCUGUUGAUUGUUUCUGUAAUAAUCCUGUAUCGAUGUCGACAAGGAAACAAUCCGAAACAAACAUAUCUCGAUCCGGUGGGAGAUCUAGAGAAGGAAGACGCUGCUCCUCAUUAUCACGAAGUAGGAUAUGUCCACACUAUAACACCAGAUUCUACGGAAGGAGACUUUCAACUUAAUAAAUACGAUGGAAGACGUUUACCUGCACAUCCUCCAGUGGAAAAUUCCACAGACUUGUACUUAACAUGCAGUUCCUCAAAUGGUUCUUGAUGAAUAAUGAUACUGCAGUUAAGAUUAAAAUGUCUGUCUCAUUCCUCAAGGUGUCUUGUCAGAGAGGAAGUAAAACCUGCUCAUUCGAACAUGAAUGGUAGGAUCAGUGUUUAGUCUGGUAGAUGUAUUGGCCAAGGAUGAAAACAAAAGUUCAAUGCAAGAUCAUAACUUCUUGUACAGGAGCCUGUCCGGAUGGGCUAGUAUUAACAUCUUUUGGUAAUUUCCGCCAUGUUAUGUUCAGAUAUCGGUAUAUGUAUCAAUGUUGUAAUUUUAUCAGGACCAUUCGAAAAUGCGUAUGCACCAUUCAAUGAUCAUCAUUGAAAAGAUAAAUACUCAAAUUAUACUUCAUCUAUACAAAAUAAAUAUGCAUUAAAAUGUUUCAUUUUUU
Messenger RNA from Saccostrea echinata, 3946 nucleotides. Its product is annotated as VWFA and cache domain-containing protein 1-like. Gene Ontology annotation, cellular component: voltage-gated calcium channel complex. Lineage: Eukaryota; Metazoa; Mollusca; Bivalvia; Ostreida; Ostreidae. The record is from RefSeq and is a predicted model, not a curated record. The coding region runs from base 1 to 3558 and encodes 1185 amino acids. The transcript is spliced from 24 exons. Gene Ontology annotation, molecular function: voltage-gated calcium channel activity.